Molecule: messenger RNA, 788 nt
Organism: Rubroshorea leprosula
Lineage: Eukaryota; Viridiplantae; Streptophyta; Magnoliopsida; Malvales; Dipterocarpaceae
Source: the annotation of a GenBank genome assembly
UAUCUCUAUGCUUCUCUCUCUGCAAUUACUCUUUUGAGAGAUCUUUCUUUAGAAUAUCGAGUAUUGCUAACUUGAGCAUCAAAGUGUUUUCCCCAAGGAAAUAUCCUCGGGAUUUUCAAUUGUGGAAGCAACUGAGGACUUCAACAGUGUUGGAUUGCGAAGCUGCCCAAACAGACCGCAAAUCAAAAAAUGCAUGAAGUGUUCAUUGUAUUCACCUCAAUCCAUAUCAUUUUACUCAACAACAAUAACAACAAUUCUAGUAAAUAACAAGAAAAUGGCUGAGUUUCUGGGUAGCAGAUCGGAGUCUGAUCUAAAGGAUCUCAUCCAUGGGAUUAGGCCCGGAUCAUUCCCUCACUGCUGCCCCAAAAACUCCUCUAUUUCAGAUCUAUACCAACAAGAGAUGGUGCAGCAGAGUCGAUAGAAAAUGAGAAGGUUGGCGAUUGAGAGGAGAAGAGGAAGAUCCCAUAAGGCUUUGGCUUCUUUUCUAUCCCUGUAAUUGUAGUCUUUUGUUAGUAUUGAACUUCAAAGGAUAGGUUGUUUUUGGGUCAAGUCGUUCCUUGCUAAGUCAAUUUCAUAUUUCUUAGAUUUUGAGGUUCUCUUGGUUAAAGAAUCUUGUCAACUAGCAGCUCUUGUUUCUCCCUCUGUAAUCCCUGUGCGAGAGCAUCUCUUGAGUUAAAGCAAUCCGUCCAUUAUUUAUACUUGGUUGUCCUUGUGUUUGUUCUGUCAACAUGCUUUCCUUGAGGCCUAUGAUUUGAACUUGUUUGAUGGAUUAAAAUUUGAGUAUAUUU